AUGUCCGCCGAGGGAGUUGAUCCCAUGAAAACGUUUAAUUUACUUAAAUAUUUCCAAUCAAAUGAUACAGACGCUAUUUCUCAAUUACUUCACUCUGAUUCCUCUGAUUCAAAGGAUUCAUCCAAUUCCACCCAAGGAAUCCUCCUCCUCGCCGUAAAAGCUGCAAAUCCAUCCACAAUCCAACAAAUUAUCUCUUUUAACGGUAUCGACAUUAAUGAGACUGAUCCCGAUGGCAACACUCCACUCCACAUCGCUUCUUCCCUCGGUAGAUCUGACGUAGUUGAAUUGCUGAUCAACAGCCCUUCCAUCAACGACUCUAUACGCAACAACCACUCUCGCUCUGCUAUCCAAGUCUGUAAAUCUGACGCUUGCGCUUUGAUUAUCCAUGACUCUCAAUCCAAGUUGAACGACGAAUUUCGUCACCUAGUGGCCGAGUACAUACGGCCGUCUUCACAGGACAAAAAUACUGGCCAGGACCUCAUUGACCUCCUCAAACUCCCCUGCUCUCCCAUUAUCGAUCUCAGUUACAUUGACAGCCACUCCGGUUCUACCCUCUUACAUUCCGCAGUUACAAACAAAGACUUUCCUCUCUUAAAAGCUGCCUUCGAAAACGCUAAUGCAUCUUCGUCAAUCGUUGACAGUCGUAACCUGUCCCUCUUGAGUUCUUGCAAAGACGAUCAGAUUAAAUCCUUCGUUAAACUCCAGGAGAGGCAAAAACCUAACGCUCACAACUUCCAAAGUAGAAAUAAGAAAGGUACCCUUAAGAAGUACGUUAAUCUCGCCACUGGUUGGCAUAACCGACACUUUGUCCUCCAAGAUGGCAUCCUCAACUACUACCUCUCAGCUGAAGAUGAAGCCAAGCAGCUGUCUAGAGGUGCCAUUAACUUGGAGUAUGGUAAAUUGAAGGAAGACAAAGGCGGUGAUAGCAGAAAAUUCGAAAUUCACUCCCACAACAACAAAUUCUUAGUCAGAGCUGACCAUCCAACCGAUGCCGCAUCAUGGAAGCAGGCAAUCAGUCUCACUGUGCAAGAUAUCAACAAUGGUGAUAAAAAUCCUUCUAUGGAUGCACCAAGAUCCCCCUUCCUUUAUGACUCGUCUUCCAGCAUUCAUGGCCGCCACGAUUCAAGAACUUCGCUUGCUGAUUUCCAGAGUCAGAAGGGUGGUUCUGACUCAAACUCUAUUGCCGAGACUGUUGAGAGCUACAAUGUAAAUGCUGUUCCACAUAACGGUACAUUUGAACAUGAGGGUCAAAAGCUCUCUGCGCACAUUGAAGCCACUGAAAGUCUUAUCAACACCUUCCUCAAGGAUGACUUUGAGGGUGAUAACGACACGCACAAUGAACGGAAAGAAGCGUUGAAGGGAUCAAUACAAACGCUAAGCUCACUCAUCGCUGGAUGGCAAUCAAUGGUUAAUGAAAGAGAAAUUUACUACAGAAAGUCACUUCAACACGAACGUGAGACUGCUAAACUGUGGGAGGAGAAUAUUGCAACUAUCGCCGUAGAAACUGCCAAAGUUGAAGGCGAAUUGGAAAACGUUCACAAAGCUCAAGAGGAUCGUCGCAAGGCUCUCAAGCACACUAAGCAUCAUUUACAUGGUGCUGCUGCAGGCACUUCGACUCUCUCUCCACCGAUGAAAGCAGCUGUUAUUGAUUCAAAGGAAUCAGCACCUGCUAGAGCAGAAGGUAACAUUUACGCCGCACACAAACAAGAUGAAAGUGGUGUUAGUGCACCUCCACAAGCUGCUCAUCACGCUCCUAUCAACGAUGAUCAACGUCCAUCUCCCAUGGCCAGAGUUACGUCAUCUUCAGAAGAUGAUGAUGAUGAUGAUGAUGACUUUUUCGAUGCCGUAGAAGAAGGUAAUUUGCCCAUGACACAGGAGGUCAGCGAGACAGAAAAGAAGCAUGAUCCACCUGUUGAAGAUCUCACUCCAUACGUACCAUACGAAAAGCUUAGAGAUGGUAUGCCGAUAUCAGAUGACAAACGUCCGCCAAUGAGUUUGUGGAGUGUAUUAAAAAGCUCAAUUGGCAAAGAUCUUACAAAGAUAUCAUUCCCCGUGACAUUCAAUGAGCCUACAUCGAUGCUUCAAAGAAUGGCUGAGGAUAUGGAGUUCACUGAGUGUUUAGAUGCUGCAGUAAAUAGUCAAGAUCCACUCAAAAGAGUUGCAUACGUUGCAGCGUUCGCAGCAUCCAAUUACAGUUCGACAAUGAACAGAAUAGCUAAACCUUUCAAUCCAAUGCUCGGUGAAACGUUUGAGUACUGCAGAUUUGACAAGCAGUAUCGUUACUUUAGCGAGCAGGUCAGCCAUCAUCCUCCCAUGUCAGCUUGUUGGGGUGAGAAUCCAAGAUGGAUUUACAAGGGAGAAGUUGAUGCAAAAAAUAAAUUUAUGGGUACCUCAUUUGAGAUUCGUCCAACUGGUAUUGCACAUGCUGAGUUGAAGAUUCCUGCAGCUUGGGCCAAGGAAGGUGUAACAUACCCAAGAGAGAAAUGCAAAGUUACUGGAGAAGAGUUGAUAAUUGAGCAUUACAGUUGGAAAAAGGUUACAACGGCAGUUACUGGGUUUGUAACAGCAUCUCCAGUUAUUGAUCACUUUGGCGAUAUGGUUGUCCUUAAUCACCGCACUGGCGAGUCAUGCACUUUGACAUUCAAGGCUCGUCCAUGGAGGGGCAAGGGGCAGGAAAUAAAAGGAUUUGUAACUAACAGCCAGAAGAAACGCGAGUGGGUGAUUGCGGGUAGAUGGGUGACUCAGCUUGUUGCGAAGAAGGUUGACAACGAGACUGAUGAAAUCAAUGCCGAUCAGCAAGUAGAAAAUUCUUCAGAGUACUUGCUGCUUUGGAAGAAUUCAGCAAAACCAAAGACACCAUUCAAUUUACCGCAAUUCGCAAUAACGUUGAACGAUUUACCCGGCGAUAGAUUAUCGACAAUGAAACCAAUUGAUCGACCUGACCUGAGACCUUGGUUGCCAUCUACGGAUUGUAGACUUCGACCAGAUCAGCGUGCAUUUGAAAUUGGACUGUAUGAUCUCGCCAAUGAUCUCAAGAUUCGCAACGAAGAGAAACAACGUGGGACGCGUAAAGAGAGAGAAAUGGGUAAAUUACCUCCACACAAGCCUAGAUGGUUCAACGCAGUUCAAGAUCCUGACACUGGCGAGAGAGUGUGGAUGCCAACAACUACCAAGACGGACAAUGGCCACAAUCAGAUUGAGUACUGGAGUGAAAGAGAGUCGGUUGGUAGAUCGCGCAGAGAGGGUGAUAGCGAGCGACAAUUUAAAGAUGUUGAUGAUAUAUUCGUCACUUGCAAGAUCGAGGAUCCUCGCUAA
Messenger RNA from Wallemia ichthyophaga EXF-994, 3315 nucleotides. Its product is annotated as Oxysterol-binding protein-like protein C2F12.05c. The transcript has 3 exons. NCBI's taxonomy places the organism in Eukaryota, Fungi, Basidiomycota, Wallemiomycetes, Wallemiales, Wallemiaceae. Gene Ontology annotation, biological process: piecemeal microautophagy of the nucleus; exocytosis; maintenance of cell polarity. Gene Ontology annotation, molecular function: protein binding; sterol binding. Gene Ontology annotation, cellular component: cytosol; membrane; nuclear envelope. The record is from RefSeq and is a predicted model, not a curated record. Bases 1 to 3315 code for a protein of 1104 amino acids.